Trematomus bernacchii (emerald rockcod) is the source of this 2799-nucleotide messenger RNA. Its product is annotated as E3 ubiquitin-protein ligase TRIM21-like. Lineage: Eukaryota; Metazoa; Chordata; Actinopteri; Perciformes; Nototheniidae. Gene Ontology annotation, molecular function: protein binding; zinc ion binding. The coding region runs from base 42 to 1715 and encodes 557 amino acids. The record is from RefSeq and is a predicted model, not a curated record. The transcript is spliced from 10 exons.
CAUUCGUCACUACAAAAAAACCCACAGAGAAAGUCAGAAACAUGGCCUUUGCGUUGUCCGAGGAUCAGUUUCUGUGCAGCAUCUGUCUGGAUAUGUUCCGAAACCCCGUCUCCAUCCCAUGUGGACACAACUUCUGCCAGAGGUGCAUCAAACGCUUCUGGGACACGAAGCAUAAGUUUGAGUGUCCUCUAUGCAAAGAAGACUUCAAAACCCGUCCAGAUCUCAGGGUCAACGUAGCCUUGAGAGACAUCACCGAGCAAUUUAAAAAGUCUAUAAAGGGCCAUCGUGAAUACAAGCCAGCCCCGCGGAAGAUGAUGGUGCAGAGACAAGAAUCGGAAGAAGUUUCUUGUGACAUCUGCCCAGGAAACGACAUCAUAGCGGUUAAGUCUUGCCUCGUGUGCCAGGCGUCUUACUGUACGAUUCACCUGAGGCCACAUCUUAGGGAUCCACCGCUGAUGAAGCACGGACUGACGGAUCCGGCCUUCUUCGUCACCAGUCACCUCUGCAAGAGUCACAACAUGAUCCUGGAUACGUUCUGCAAGAGGGAUCAGACGCCUAUUUGUGUGAAAUGUAGAGAGAUGGACCACUGGAGCCAUGAGAUCGUCCCCAUCGAGAAGGAAAGCAAGAGGGUCAGGACUCAGAUGAAGAAGAUGGAAGCAGAGUUUAAUCAGAUGUUCCAGGCAAGAAGCAGAAAGCUGGAGGAGAUCAACAUAUCGGCAGAGUUGAGGAAAAAAAACAAAGAACUGCAGAUCCAAACAAGCAUUCAGGUGGUCACCGGGGUGAUAAGUGCCAUCGAGAGAGACCAUUCUUUCAUCGUGGAGGAGAUCGAGCAGAAGCACGAAGCGGCUGAGAGGAUGGAGGAGGAGUUUAUCAAAGAUCUCGUACGGGAAAUUAAUGAAGUGCGGAAAAGAAGAAGUGAGCUGAAGCACCUGGAGAACACCGAGGACCCUCUUCAUCUGCUGCAGAGUUUCCCCUCUCUGAGUGCUCCGCUGGCCGCUAAGGACUGGUCUCAGGUCAGAGUUUACUCGGACAACAUAGGAACUCUGAGGAGAUCUUUCACCAAGCUGAUGGAUGUGUGUCAUGUGCUCGAAAAGAAUCUGUCUGCAGAAGAGAUGAGUAAGGCAAGUCAAUAUGCAGUGGACGUGACGUUGGAUCCAGUGACUGCUUCUGGCUGGCUGUGUUUGUCCGCAGAUGGGAAACAAGUGAGCGUCAGCAGCCAGCAGAAGAAACCUCCCCCCCCUGACGACCCUCGCAGAUUUGACUCCUGCGUCUCCGUUCUGGGGAAACGAAGCUUCACCUCGGGGAGACGUUACUGGGUGGUCCAGGUUGGGGAUAAGUCAGACUGGGAUCUUGGUGUGGCGAGGGAGUCCAUCAACAGGAAGGGGGCGAUCACGGUUCGUCCUGACGCCGGUUACUGGGCGAUUUGUCUGCGAAAAGGCAUCGAAUUCAAGGCCUGUGCCGGACCCUCCGUCGCCCUCCAUCUCCAGGAAAAACCCCAGAAAGUAGCCGUCUUCCUGGAUUACGAGGAAGGGUCGGUGUCCUUCUACAACGCAGACGCAAAGACCCACAUUUACACGUUCACAGGCUGUCUUUUCACCGAGCCUCUCUACCCGUACUUAAACCCGUGUCUUCAUGACAACGGGAAGAACACCGCGCCGUUGACCAUCUGUCCCGUUGAGGUUGGGACCCCUGGGGAGAUUAAUCUGGCCUUUUAGGGGUUAGUUAGUUACAGUAGUUAGUUAGUUAGAUCCAGCAUUUUAACAGGAGACUAAAGGCACACUUGUUUGGAGGGCAAAGUCCAUGAACAUUUCCUUAUCCGCCGUGAGAAAGUUAAAGUUUGACUAACACUAUAGUAAAUAAGGCCUUUAAAGUGUUUUAGGCCUAUUAUUGAUGUGCACAAUCACAGCCAUCCACAUAUAACUCAUGGAUCUUCUGAUCCCAGAACAGCCAACUAAACAAAUCUGCCCUUUUGCCAAAACCACGUGAUUCCCUUAAACAGCCAGUAGGGGGCUCCAGUUGUAUAGAAGUCUAUGAGAAAAUGACUCUACUUCUUACUUGAUUUAUUACCUCAGUAAACUUUAUCAUAAUGAGUUUUUGUUCUCGAAUGCUAGUUUAGUGUCUUCUUCAAUACAGCAUGAUGUUUAUUUUGUAAAUGAUAUUCCAAUGAGUAAUAAGCUUUUUGGUGGGGCCAACGUGUUUUUCGACAGGUUGCUUACUCAAUAUUGUCGUGUUGUCCAUGGUUUUCUCUUAGGAAUAACCCUUUUUUAAUGUUUUAUAAAAGUAAUUGUAACAUUUGGUGUACAGCGUUUGAUUGACUUGUUUCAAAAAAUCAAGAUGGCUACCACCAUUGGAGCACAUGUGGCUACCGUAAACAGGACUUUAAUGUGAUUGUAAAUAUGUUCUGGUUCUGGGACUCAGUUAUAUCACUUUUUUUUGUUGGAUGACAGACACUUUUGUUUUUAUUUUUCCAUUUGUAAAAAUAAUCCCGACUUUAUUUUUGUAAAAAGAAAUCACCACACUUUUGACGUUUCUUUAAGUUCCCGAAAAUGAAACUGCUUCUCACAUCUUUCUACAAAAAUGUACGAUGAGGAUCUUUUUUUUGCAUUUAUUAUUUAAGUUCUGCCUAUUAAGGAAAACAUUGUUUACCCUCAUAUAGAUUAGUGUGCUUAAUUGAUUCUUUUUGCCAACAUUUGUAAACACAAAUGAUCAGAACAUGUUUGUUUUUUAUGAGGGUGUAUGUUUUCAAUGUACAAAGACUGUAAAUACUUUCAAAGUAAAUAAAUAAAAGUUGUAUUCUUU